AUGUAUGCUUUAUUCAAUAUAAAUAAUACUCAUAUAGUUUCAGGCCACAAUCUAACAUUUAACCAGCAGUACUCAUAUAGAAUACCAAAUAACACCUAUGGAGUUGCUCUCGGUGAUUUCAAUGGUGACAAUCGCAUGGAUCUUACUGUUUUCAGUUACUUUGAGAAUUGUUUUUACAUUUUUCUUGGCUACGGUAAUGGAAGCUUUGGAUCACCAACGACUUUCAUAACUCGCACAAAUCCAUAUGUAGGCAUUGUCAGCGACUUCAAUGGAGACAGUCACGCAGAUAUAGCUGUCAUUCACCAAGGUAAUGAAAGUGUAGGCAUCUCACUUGGUCUUGGUGAUGGUACUUUCCUUCCGCAAAAUACUUUUACGGUUGGCUUUCUUUCGACUUCAGUUUGUGUUGGAGAUUUUAAUGGUGAUCAUCAUCUUGACUUGUUGGUAGUCAACUAUGGUGCUAGUACUGUCAGCAUUCUUCGCGGUUAUGGUAAUGGCAGUUUCGCGUCCCAAACCUAUUUUUCUACAGCCUUUUAUCCAGAAUUAGCUGUUGUAGCUGAUUUCAAUCACGAUAAUCGUUUAGACUUUGCUGUCACCGGCUAUGGAACUAAUAGUGUCGGCAUAUACCUAGGCUUUGACAAUGGCACUUUUCGGGCGCCAACCUCUUAUUCCGUUCAGGGUAAACCGUUCGGGCUGGUCAUGGGUGAUUUGAACGGUGAUCAUCAAAUGGAUUUGGUCGCGUCGAAUUGUGAAAACGGUACGAUCAGUGUGUUAAUUGGCAAUUGCAACGGCACUUUUCGAGCAGCAGAUUACUACAUAGUUGGAAGCUGUUCGAUUAGCCUCGUAAUGGGUGAUUUGAAUGGUGAUACUUACUUGGACGUCGUUGCUCUCGGAUCCUUCGCUAAUUAUUUUACUGUAUUUCUCGGUGAUGGAACCGGAGCUUUCUUCGCAUCAUUGUCUGUUGUUACAGAUGACUAUCCGAUGUCGGUGACUCUCUAUGAUUUUGACAAUAAUGGAGGACUUGAUGUCGUGGUUGCGCACGCCUGGGGUCAUAUAUCAGUAUUUAUGAACACAUUUUAG
Molecule: messenger RNA, 1077 nt
Organism: Rotaria sp. Silwood2
Lineage: Eukaryota; Metazoa; Rotifera; Eurotatoria; Philodinida; Philodinidae
Source: the annotation of a GenBank genome assembly